Rotaria sp. Silwood2 is the source of this 414-nucleotide messenger RNA. The record is from the annotation of a GenBank genome assembly. NCBI's taxonomy places the organism in Eukaryota, Metazoa, Rotifera, Eurotatoria, Philodinida, Philodinidae.
AUGACGGCUUUACUAUAUGGUUUUGCAAUGAUCGAUAAUUUACUUCUUUUAUUUAUUAAUAUUUAUAAUAUUAUUACAUUAUCUGAUCUUGAAAUCGAUUUAAUGAAUGUUCGGCAAGCUUGCCAUAAGCUGAAUCAAACAUUUCUACCAGAAGUUGCAUUACACGUUAUGUUAACGGUUUUCUUUAUAUUCAAUAAUAAUUGGAUUAUUUUCAUAUUAAAUGCUGUAUUAGAUCUUUGGUUUGCUUACAAAUAUUUUAAGCGGCAACCAGGUCAAUUAGGUAUCUAUGAUCCAUUAGAAAUAAAUAAUCGAAGAAGUAUCAAAUCACAUAUGAUGGAUUUUCUUAUUCGAUUAGUAUUUUAUUUGUUAUGCUUUUUUCUUUAUCUCUUUUUGUUAAUACAAGCUUUGAUUUAA